AUGGGGGUCAUGUCCAAGCCCCGACGGGCUGGUUACGCGCGAGACCUCGCCGACGUUGUGGCGAGAGUGGCAGGAGACUAUGCUCGUGACAAGCGUCUGUGCACCGCCGUCGCGGUGGGGUUCACCGGCUUGGCGGCUUAUGCGCAUUACAUGACCUCCCAGCCCGCGAUUGCCGAGCAGUUUCACCUGGUGCAGGAGGAGGCGAGGGCACGAUCGAAAGCGAAGCGUGAGCGACGCAACCAUCGGACGGGCUCGAACGUAUCGACGAUAGCAUCUUCGGCGGCGAGGAACGGCACCCCGUCGUCAUCCGCGCCAGCCUCGGACAACGAAGACUCGAAGCACGGUGUCGGCGAUGGCGGGAAGGCGCUCGCCGAGGCCAAGGUCGCGGCUCCGAAGCGGAAGGUCGCGGCGGUCGACGCCACCUUCCUCAAGCGCAUGGCUUUUAUUCUUCGCAUCGUUAUCCCCGGGAUCACGUCCAGGGAGGCGAUGCUGCUCGCCAUCCAGACUGUGAUGCUCGUUACCAGGUCGUUCAUCUCCCUACGAAUCGCUCGCAAGGGCGGCGACGGCCUGCAGGCGGUCAUGGAGAGGUCGUGGAAGAAGUUUUUCAUGGUGCUCGGCGACUUCUUCGUCUCCGGCGUGGCGGCGAGCGUGGUGAACUCCGCUCUCAAGUACCUCACCAACUCCAUCACCGUCGCCUUCAGGCAGAGGCUCACCUUGUACGUCCACGCCAGGUACCUCUCCAACCGAGCCUACUACCGAGCCGCGGUCCUCCGCGUGGGUAACCUGGACAACGCCGACCAGCGGAUCGUCGAGGACCUGAACCAGUUUUGUGCCACGGCCUCGGACCUCUUCGCGAGGACGUUCAAGCCCCUCCUGGACGUCGUGCUUUCCACCCACAGGAUGGGGGAGAGCAUGGGGUACUCGGGUCUGACGAUUCUCUACUCGUACUUUUUCCUCUCGGGCGCGGUGAUACGCGCGGUCUCGCCGCCCUUCUCCGAGUACAUCGCCCGGACGCAGAAGCUUGAGGGUGAUUUCCGUCGAAUGCACUCUCGGCUCAUCACCCACGCGGAGGAGGUGGCCUUCCUGGACGGCGCCAGGCGGGAGAGGGACAUCCUGGACGCCAAGCUCGACAAGACCACGACGUGGUCCUCAUUCUACUUUUACCUCCAGUUCAAGCAAGGGGUCAUCGACCAGUACUUCGUCAAGUACUUCGCGAGCAUGAUCGGUUGGCCCGUGCUCGCGUUUCCGUUCCUGGCGGACACGUCCUCCAGGUCCGCGGCUGAGAUUGCGGCGCGGUACAGGGAGAGCGACACUCUCAUCCAAUCCGCGAGUUCAUCAAUCGGAGAUUUGAUGAUGGUGUACAAGAAGCUCCAGCGGCUUGCGGGUUUCACGGCGCGCGUGAUGGACCUCCUCGAGGCGGUGGACUCGAUUCACGACACGAACGAGACGCGAACGGCGGGUGCGAUCGAGGAUGGGUCAAAUGAGGGGGAAGAUGUCGGCGCAGUCGGGAGCGUGGGUACGAUGGUGCGAGAGUACGAGAAGAGGACCGGUUUGGGAAAAUUGGACGGCGGGAAAAUGGGACAGUCGGGCGGUAGCGGGCGCGGGGUGAUUGCGAGCUCGUCGGAAGAGGGCGUGCGGUUCAGUGGUGUCACCGUUUACUCUCCCGACGGCAGAUUACUCGUCAAGGAGGUAAACCUCACCCUUGCGCCCGGGGAGAACCUUUUCGUCACCGGAGCCAACGGCGCCGGCAAGACGUCUUUGUUCAGGGUCCUGGCGGGUCUCUGGGAACCAACCGCCGGGACCAUCACCCGGCCCGACGUCGCGGGCGCGACCGACGAGUCUUUCCAGGUAUUUUACGUUCCCCAGAAACCGUACCUGGUGAGCGGAACGCUGAGAGACCAGGUGAUGUACCCCCUGCCGGGCGAUCCAGAGCGAGACGAUGAGGUGGUGGAGGCGCUGUCGAGGGUGAAUUUAGGGAGGUUUGUUCGGACGUCACCCGAGGGGCUGGAUCGACUUCCGCACGACUGGGCGGACGUGCUGAGCGGCGGUGAGAAGCAGCGCGUGGGCCUGGCGAGGUUGUACUUUCAUAAGCCGGCGUACGCCGUGUUGGACGAGGCCACGAGCGCUAUCAAUCCGGACGAGGAGGGCGCGUUUUACUCUCACCUCGGUACGCUGGGAAUCACCGCAUUCUCCAUCGCGCACAGGCUGGAGCUCAAGCGGUUUCACCACCAGCACCUGCACUUUCACGCAGACGGAACUGGGGGCUGGACGUUGGAGCGCAUCAAAGGCGGGAAGCGGUAGCGCGACGGAUGAAGGACCAUCGGUGGUGAAGCGGCUAAACGUUGAGUACCUUCCAAUAAUCUAACUUCAGAUGAUGAACGACCGCUGGGAGCGACUUCGUUCCGAAUUUCAUCAC
Molecule: messenger RNA, 2416 nt
Organism: Micromonas commoda
Lineage: Eukaryota; Viridiplantae; Chlorophyta; Mamiellophyceae; Mamiellales; Mamiellaceae
Product: ATP-binding cassette superfamily
Exons: 1
Coding region: 1-2301 (766 amino acids)
Biological process (GO): peroxisome organization; fatty acid beta-oxidation; very long-chain fatty acid catabolic process
Cellular component (GO): peroxisomal membrane
Molecular function (GO): ABC-type transporter activity; ATP hydrolysis activity; ATP binding
Source: RefSeq, a predicted model, not a curated record